This is a messenger RNA of Ostreobium quekettii, 1104 nucleotides long. The record is from the annotation of a GenBank genome assembly. NCBI's taxonomy places the organism in Eukaryota, Viridiplantae, Chlorophyta, Ulvophyceae, Bryopsidales, Ostreobiaceae.
AUGUCGAAGGUGCUUUGGUGCCUGUCGCUCGCGCUGCUGUUGACGGCCCGCUUGUCGCGGGCGACGAACGAUUACACCAAGUAUGGACCGUACAACUCCGAAAGCAGCAAGGACUGGAUGAAGAUGGACCCCGCCACUGGGUGCAAGGCCCGGCAGUGUCACGUCACGGUGACGGUCACGCGGCCGAGGGUGCUGGCCGAUGAGGACUACGAACCGGGGCGGAGGCCACCCUUCCCGACGGUCUUUUUCCUGAACGGCUUCCAGAUGUUCUCGACCUACUACAAGGACUACGUGGAGCUGCUGGCGUCGUGGGGCUACGUGACGGUGCAAUACGACCUGCCCACAAUGGCGGUGGCUUCCGACAGUGUCGAGGCGAGGUACCUGGGACCCCUGCUGGACUGGCUGGAGGACCAGCAUAGUACCAUGGGCAGUUUUGUGAAUGGCCUCAUUGAUAUGGACAGGCUGGCAGUGUCAGGGCACAGCAGGGGUGCAAAGUUGGCAGCACUGCAUCUGACACAGAAUCCAGAGAUUAAGACUGCAUACCUAAUCGAUCCAGUAGACUGUGACAAGAAGUAUCGCAAGGAGAGUCCAGAGAACCCCAGUGCUGUGAAAGCACUGGCAGCAGGCCCUCCGCGGCAUGUUGGCAUCGUAGGAUCAGGAGACGUGGGGAGUUGCAACCCCGUAGGGUCGAACUACAACAAUUUCUGGGGUGCAGUGGGCAAUGGCUCGUGGCUCACAGUGGUGUCCAAGUGCACGCACUCCCAGUUUAUCAAUGCACCACCUCUUGCGGCAGCUAUGUUCAACAUGUUGUGUGGAACUGGCAAAACAAGCACCCAGGACGUUAUUCGCAGCACGAGGCCAGGAUUGGUGGCUUGGAUGGAAGGCACCCUGUAUCAGUCACACCUGCAUGCACUUGUCAGGGAGCACCUGUCUGGUCAACAGGUUGUUGUGCAGGCAGGAUCUUUCCUCGAUGCGUUUUUCCAGUGGGUAUAUCGGAUGGAGGCGGAGGACAUCUUCACUUUCAAUGUCAAGACCUCUGCCAGCUCAGUGGCUGCAGAACGUUCUCAGGCAGUCCAGCAGGCGGCUGUCGUGGCAACAACCUGA